ACCGUCCAUACUACAGCUGAUCGGCCUCGACCCCCCGGUGCGGUCCAUCGGACUGUCCGCGGCCGUUUUUAAUUUUGAAAUAAUAGAGUUUACAAUUUAUAGAUACCCACGACAGCCUUUAUUAUCGACGCAUACAUCAUUGCUUUAUUUAAUUGCCAAGGAUAACUUUUGGGGGCAUUUUUGUUAAUACUUGGACGAGGAAUCCCCUUCAAAACAAUCAGGCCGUGAACCCAUCCUCGGUCUCUCAUAAGAAGUCUGAUUUUCUGACAGCUAACUAACGUUAUGGGAGACACAGGCAGUGAAAGGAGCAAGCCACCCACCAUACCACCACGAUGUCCUUGUGGAUUCUGGGGAUCCAGCAAAACGAUGAACCUCUGCUCGAAAUGCUUCGCAGACAUCCAGAAGAAGCAGCCAGACGAAGACUGCCCUCCAGAGCCCGAAUCCAGCCCUAGCAAUAACCAGUCAGCAGUCUUCUGUAGCGAGACGAACAGCAGCAGUAGCCAAUCCCUGUUGUUGACACCAGUCAGCUCUGAGGCGCCCUCACAAGAAGACUCAGGAGCCACACCCCUCCCUGCACAGGAAGAAGCCUCAAGCACAGACGCAGGCCACACCACUCUGUCCACUCCCACGAAACGACCUUGUGACUCUGCCUCAGGCUCUCAGAGCGACGAGUCCCCAGAGAAGCGGGCGCGUGUGGCCUCGCCCUCCCCCUCCCCCUCGCCUUCGCCCGCCACCCUGGACGAGACCACAGCAGCCCCACGAGGGCCCAAGCAGAAGAACCGCAGACGUUGCCACCGCUGCCAAACCAAGCUGGAGCUGGUGCAGCAGGAGCUGGGCUCCUGUCGCUGUGGGUACGUGUUCUGCAUGCUCCACCGGCUCCCCGAGCAGCACGACUGCUUGUUUGACCACCUGGGCCGGGGCCGCGAGGAGGCUGUGCUCAAGAUGGUCAAGCUGGACCGCAAGGUGGGCCGCUCGUGCCAGCGUAUCGGCGAGGAGUGCUCCUGAGGCGGCUGCAGGGCCAGGGGGGGGGGCGGUCGGACGGACGGACGGACGGGCGGACGGACGGACGGAUGGAUGGAUGGAUGCUGGAAAACAGGAGGGAGGGAUGGAAGAGAGAGAGGGAGGGAGGGAGGAGAGUGGGAGGAAUGAGGAAGAUCGUAAUGAUCCACACUAUGAAUGCAUUCAAACCCACCCCACAACAGGGCCCAGCCACCAUACACAAACUAUCUCUCUGUCUCUCUUUCUCACACAUAUACACAUACACACACACACACACACACACACACACACACACACACACCAUGUGCUGCAGAACUCUUCCCUCCACGACGAGAAACGCAUCCUGCCUCCUGUCUCUGUCAGUGCACCUCUUGACUCCACCCUGUCUGAGACCUUAACCUCUGACCUUUUGACCUGUGUCCUGUCAUCUGCAUGCCCUCGCCCCCCCUACCACCCCACUAGCCCCUCUUGCCCCCCUGCUCUCGGCCUUAACUGUCCACUGCCCAGUAACACAGUUGCCUCUUGCCCUCCUCCAGCUCUGCUCCUGCUGAACCUAGAGGACUGGGUGGGUCAGGGAUCCUGCUGUGGCCACAGCUAGGGCGGUGCUCAUGCGUCAUGCCCCCUCCCUGUCUGUCUCUCAACCUAAAGCUCUCGUGUGUGUGUGUGUGUGUGUGUGUCUGUGUCUGUGUCUCACCCACUCCUCUCUGAUCAGUGUUUACACGGGAAAACAGGGGUCAGCAGUCCUAAUUGGACACACACACACACACACACACACACACACACACAUACAUACAUACAUACAGACAUACAAGGAAAAACCCUCUGCACUAGUCUGACCAUAAUACACACACACACACACACAUAUGCAUACUGCUGUUACCUCCUGUGUGCUUGGUCACUCGAGCUGCUUUGACACCUCCUAACCUCUCUCCUUUCCCUCUUGUUUGACCCUCUAUGCAACCCGCCAACAAGUGUGUGUGUGUGUGUGUGUGUGUGUAUGGUUGUUUAAUUCAGUGGUUUGUGUUCUCUCAAAGGACCCCCCCUCCCCCUCCUCCUCCUUAUCCGAUCACCGCUCUCUACUGACGGGUGGAGUUCUUCCCUUGCUCUGUCUCUCUCGCUGAGGCCUGGGUUUGGGGUGUUGGCUAGAUUCAGGUGGAGACCCCCCACCCCCACCCCCACCCCACUCAAGCCUCUGAGCGGACGGAGUCUCUCAGGCAUCAGCGCCAACCCCCACCCCCCGCUCCAUCCACACAAUAUGCAGACAAGCAGCUCCACAGCUGUGCCUGUGUCAAGACCUGCGCAUGGUUCUCCUCUCUGUCUGUUUGUCUGUGUGUCUGUCUGUCAUACACACAUUUACAUUCUCACUCACUUUCACACACACGUGCAUUUUUUUUUUUUUUUUUUUGUCAAACACAUCUGAGACCGUGUGGGGAGCUGAAGGACUGAAGCAGAAUCAGACAGCACCCAGUAGAUUUUUUUUUUUCCUUCAUUUGGAACAGGACCUCAGCUAGAGGAUCAUGGAAGCUGAGGUCUCCAUGCUUUGCCAUGUGCUUUUCAGAACUGAAUGAAUCUGCUCAGACUACAUCUCCCAUCAGCCACCAUGGCGGAGUCUCUGCCCUCCACGUGCCAGCCUUCCUCUUAAGAGCUGCCCUAUAACCUCUGGGAUUUGUAUUUCUUACUGUAUAUUUGGGUUGCCAUUUCCGUUGUCUUGCCCUCUCCACGUUGCUGCUUGCCACUCGGUUGUUUUUCUCUGAUGCUUUGUCUGGAACUCUCAUGCCUACCCUUUCUCUGUUGUCUACGUUGUCACUCCCCUUUACACACCCACAUACACAUACAGACACACUUACACUCUCGCACACACACACACACACACACACACACACACACACACACACACACCCACACAUAUACUUACACUCUCAUGCGCACACACACUCUCCCUCUCCUGCCUUCUGUUUUUCCAGACAGUGUCUCAGGCCCCCCCCCCUCUUUCUCUCUCUCUCUUUCUCUUUCUCUGUGUGUGCUGAAAACUCUCUGCCUCUAUUGAUUUCUUUGACUCUCUCCCUCUUUGCUACCCCCUCUGCUGCUCUCCCCUCGGCCAAGCGCAAGGGGACACAGAAGGGCAG
Messenger RNA from Alosa alosa (allis shad), 3125 nucleotides. It is a transcript of the gene zfand3, whose product is annotated as zinc finger, AN1-type domain 3. Gene Ontology annotation, molecular function: zinc ion binding; DNA binding. Bases 283 to 1005 code for a protein of 240 amino acids. The transcript has 6 exons. The record is from RefSeq and is a predicted model, not a curated record. NCBI's taxonomy places the organism in Eukaryota, Metazoa, Chordata, Actinopteri, Clupeiformes, Clupeidae.